CUGAAACUUACUUUACUGGGUGUUAAGAUAUUUCCUUAUUGUUUCACUCCGGACAGAAAUUUCAACAAUAAAGAAGAAAUCAUCGUCUUUGAGGAUGAAGCCAGCCUUGAUUUUGAGGUGAAAACAUGAUUCCUCAUGCCAUAAUCUCUGCAAUCUUCUUCUUCUUCUUCACCCGAUCAUCGGCAUGCCCCCUGGAUCUAGAAUACGUGGUCAAAAUCCCCUGGGACACCUCCUCUUGCCGGCCGUCAACGGGUAUUCCUUCCCCCAAUUGCUGCCAAACGCUCACCAGCCUCUACGGCGUCGCCUUCGCGCACCGCUUGAAAAACACAUCCCUAUUCCGCCUCCCCGACCUCGAAACGGCGUCGUCCUGCCUCUCCAAUUUCCAAUCCAAACUCGACCGCCUCGCCCUCCCGCGCCAAAUCGCCUCCGCCUGCUUCGCGCCGCACCGCUUCGUCAACACCACCGACGUCUGCGCGGGCCUCCAGACCAGGCGCGACUGGGUGGCGCUGCUGGGGGAGUCCACGCCUCUCGACCUCGCGUGCCGCCGCGAUCUGUCUGACCUCGGCGCCUGCGAUGCCUGCGUCGGCGCGGGGUUUAGGGCGCAGUCGCGAUUGCUGGAGAUUGAUGGGAAUAUCUCGCACUCCACUGGCUGCUUUCAUUAUACGAUUCUGUAUGCCGCUGGAGUGGUCAAUGAGCUCGGGCCUCACAGCACCGGAGCGCUCUCUUGUAUCUUCGGCUUGCCUUUGCUCUCCCGCGGAGCCGGAGGAGGGGAUCGGAGCCUCAUCCUUGCCGCCGCCGGCGCUGGUUUCGCCGCCGUGGUGGUGACUUGCCUCGUCGCUUUCCUACUCAAAGGAGUGAUCGGAGAGAAGCAGGUGGCAGCCUCAGAGUCGGAUGGGUUUCCGAGCUCGGAUUCCGACUCCUCGGACGAUAGGCCGCUGCUCAACUGGAGGCCCAAGACGGACACAUUGUGGUACAAAAUCAAUGAUAUUGAGAAAGCAACUGAUAACUUGUCACCAAGAAAUUUGAUUGGGAGAGGGCAAUUUGGAGAGGUGUAUAAAGGCAAACUAGGAGAUGGCAGCUUGAUCGCCGUGAAGAAAGUAAUCGAUACAGAGUUGGAGUUUGUGAGCGAAGUCGAGAUCAUCACCAGUUUGCGCCACCGAAACCUGGUCCCUCUCCGUGGCUGCUGCGUCGACGACACCACCGAUCAAAAAUACCUCAUCUACGACUACAUGCCCAACGGCAACCUAAGCGAGCACCUCUUCCCAAAACAGAGAGGGUCGGACAGAGCAAUGCCGUGGCCGCAGAGGAAGAGCGUGAUCUUGGACGUCGCCAACGCGUUGCUCUACCUCCACCGCGGCGUCAACCCUCCGGUCUACCACCGGGACAUCAAGCCGACGAACAUACUCUUGGACGCGCAGAUGAGGGCGAGGGUGGCGGAUUUCGGGCUGGCCAAGCGAGGGGAGAUGGGGGAGGGGCGCCUCACGACGAGGAUAGCGGGGACGCACGGGUACUUGGCGACAAAUAAAAGGAAAGCAGAAAAGAAAGCUAUACGAUGGCAGAAAAUCAGUGUGUAUAUAAAAUACUUCCAGAUACAACUUAUUUAUAGGCAAGCUGCUCAACAACUUCCUAAAAUCUCUCUAGCACUAUCUGCCACUAACAAAACAGAAUAA
Molecule: messenger RNA, 1670 nt
Organism: Salvia hispanica
Lineage: Eukaryota; Viridiplantae; Streptophyta; Magnoliopsida; Lamiales; Lamiaceae
Product: putative receptor-like protein kinase At1g11050
Biological process (GO): protein phosphorylation
Molecular function (GO): protein kinase activity; ATP binding
Source: RefSeq, a predicted model, not a curated record